This is a messenger RNA of Meloidogyne enterolobii, 2928 nucleotides long. NCBI's taxonomy places the organism in Eukaryota, Metazoa, Nematoda, Chromadorea, Rhabditida, Meloidogynidae. The record is from the annotation of a GenBank genome assembly.
AUGAAAAAAGAAAAAUCUACAGAUUUUAUUAAAAAUUAUUUACAAAAUAUUGAAGCAAAUAAUUAUGCUUAUGAAAAUGUUUUUGAAUCAUUAAAGAGUGGUGGAAAAUGGAAAAAUUUCGAGAAAAAAGAGGAUGAUGAAGGAAAAAAUAAGACAAUUGUUGAAGCAACAAAAUUAAUUAAUUCAGGGAGUAAGGACGAAGCAAAAAGUAAAUAUGAAGCAAAAAGUAAAUAUGAAGCAAAAAGUAAAUAUGAAGCAAAAAGUAAAUAUGAAGCAAAAAGUAAAGAUGAAGCAAAAAGUAAAGAUGAAGCAGAAAUACUCGAAUUAAUUAAAUAUGAAACAAAAGAACAGAAAGUAAUCAAAUCUGAAACAAAAAGACUUGAAGCAACUAAAUCAGUCGUUGAACCAUUAAAGUUGAAACAGGAAGAAACAAAGGAAGUUGUUGAUGAAAAAACUGGAAUCAAAUCGAAUUUAAAGGAUAUAGAGAAAGUACAUGAAACAAAAUUAAUAAAUGAAAUGAAGUCAGAUUUGGAGUUGAAGCAUGUUUCCGAAUCAGAAGAAUCAAAUAUAUAUUUAAAACUGAAGCAUUCUGAAGAAGCAUAUUUUGAAACAUUUAUGAAAGACAAUUCUGAGUUGAAGGAAGUAAAUCAAAAUUCUGAAGCAAGACAAUUGAAGAAGAAAGAGUUGAAGCAGAAUUCAUCUAGGCAAGAAUAUGGUUCAAAUAAAAAUGUAAUAAAAACAGAGAGUUUGUUAGAGGUAUCUGAGGAUAAAAAAGGAACUAAAAUAAAAGAGCAAGAAUCAAUGAGAACAAACUAUGAAACAAAUAAAAAAGAGGCAACUGUGAAAAGUAAAUCAGAAAUAAUUAAUAUUACUUGUUCUGAAGCAAAAACACAUAAAAAAGAAUUAAGUAAAUCGGAAGAAAGUACAAAUAAAACAAAAACAAUGAAGAAAGAAGCACACAAAACUGAAGCAAGUAAAUCGAAAGUAAUUACUGAAUCUGAAGUGAUUAAUAAAACUGAAGCACUUACUGAACUUGAAGCAAAUACAAAAUCUGAAGCAACCGAAAUAAUUACUAAAUCUGAAGCAGCUAAAGCAAUUACUACAUCUGAAGCAAUUACUAAAGCUGAGGCAAUCAAACCAGAAACAAUUGAAUCUGAAACAAUGAUACGACAAAAAAAUUAUAGAAAACCAAAUAGAAAAGGAGACAACGAGUCUUCAAACCCAAUUAAAUUCGAAUUAACAAGUACUAAAUCUGAAGCAAACUCUGGGACAACACAUAAAUCUGAAGAUAAACGAAAGUUAAUAGUUGAAGCAACCCUUGAUAUUCGAAAAACAAAGUUUCAGAAGAAUGAAGAUGAAGCAAAGCUUGAAGUUAAAGAAGUGCUGCUUCAGAAGAAUGAAGCUGAAACAAAACUUGAAGUUCAAGAAGCAAAGUUUCAAAAGGAUAAAGCUGAAGCAAAACUCGACGAAGAAGUAAUGCUUCAGAAGAACGAAGCAGAAGAAAAAUUCGAAGCUCUACUACUUCAGAAGAAUGAAGCUGAAACAAAACUUGAAGUUCAAGAAGCAAAGUUUCAAAAGGAUAAAGCUGAAGCAAAACUCGACGAAGAAGUAAUGCUUCAGAAGAACGAAGCAGAAGAAAAAUUCGAAGCUCUACUACUUCAGAAGAAUGAAGCUGAAACAAAACUUGAAGUUCAAGAAGCAAAGUUUCAAAAGGAUAAAGCUGAAGCAAAACUCGACGAAGAAGUAAUGCUUCAGAAGAACGAAGCAGAAGAAAAAUUCGAAGCUCUACUACUUCAGAAGAAUGAAGCUGAAACAAAACUCAAUAUCCAAGAGGCAAAGUUUCAGGUGAAUGAAGCUGAAACAAAAUUAGAAGUUCAAGAAACAAGGUUUCAAGAUAAUAAAACUGAAGCAAAAUUUGACGUUAAUGAUUUACAAUCAACGAAAUUGGAAUCUGAAAUUAAUAGACCAAUAAAUUAUUCUAAAAAAAUCGAAAAGCAAGACGAGAACCUAGCAGAUAGCAACACUUUAGUUAAACAAAUAAUACAAAAACUCAGAGACAGACAUGAAACUGAGGAUAAAGAGUCAUUAAAUUCCUCCCAACUAUCUGCUUCUAAUUUUAGCCCAUCCUCACUUACAAAUUUAUCUGAAACAUUCCAAAAGUCCCUAACUGAAGAUGAAGCAAUCGAAGUGUUUUUAUUAUCAAGACAUUUUGAAUAUGACUGUGCUAAACCUUUGAAAGUGCUUCCACCCCCAAAUGUUACAAUUUUCGAAUUUGAUGAGAAAAAAAUGAAAAGAAGAAUUGAAGCAAUAGAAGCAUGCCCAUUAAAGAAGUCUGUUCGUUUUAAUAUUGAAAAAUCAAAAGAAUUUUGUUUUUCACCUUUUAAUUGCUCUUCCGAGGAGGAGGAGGAAGAAGCUAAUGAGGAGAGAGAGGAAGGCCCUUCAUUAAUUUCUCCUCCCAAAUUUUUAACAAAAGAAAGGGAAAUUGUAGCAGAAUUAAAUAAAAGGUUAUUUGUUCAUUUGGAACUUAUCUCAGCUGUAGAACCUAAGAUGUCAAUUUAUCACAACGAUAUGCAUCUAGGUGAUGACCCUUCCAAGUGCCGAUUUCUUGUUGAUAAAAAUGGCGAUUGUUGGGAGAUUAUGUUAAUAUUCCCCAACUUUGAUACUGAACUUGUUGGGGAUUAUGUUUUUAUUGCUAGCAAUGAAGGAGGAUUUGAUAAAUCAAAAAUUACAUUGAAAUUGAAAGAAGAGGAAGAAAUAGUUUCAAAUUUAGGUAAAUAUGUUUGUUGUAAAAUGUUUUGGAAUAGACAAAAUGUUUUAUUUGUUUUACAAUGUUUGUUGUUUUACGACAAACAGCAAACAUUAUGUUUUGCAAAAAGAAGAAAAAGCAACAACAGAAACAACACCAAAAACAUCAACAAACACCAAUAA